UUCAGUCAUUAUUCAUGAGCUUUCGCGGGCUUUUUGCUCACGUGAUUCCAUUUCGCGCGGAAAAUUCGGGCUCUGUAGGCUGCUCUAGUUUAGAGGAGUUUGUCGGGUUGCUGUAAAGCCUGAAUCGAGUUGGAAAGAAGCAGAGAUGGCGGAUUCUUCAGAGUCGUCCCAUGCAGCCACCAGCCCUCCACGCAGCUCUCGGCGAGGAGAUGCCUUCACUUCCAGCCCAGGCAGAGAUCUGCCCCCCUUUGAGGAUGAAUCUGAAGGACUUCUGGGGGCUGAGGGGCUCCCUGAUGAAGAGGAAGAAGAUGGGGAGGAGCUGAUUGGGGAAGGGAUGGAAAGGGACUACCGUCCCAUUCCAGAGCUGGAUGUCUAUGAACCGGAGGGCUUGGCUAUGGAUGAUGAAGAUAUAGAGGAACUGACUGCCAGCCAGAGGGAAGCAGCAGAUCGAGCUAUGAAACAGAGGGACCGUGAGAUGGAUCGUGGUUUGGGCCGCAUACGGAGUGGUCUGCUUUAUGAGAGUGAUGAUGAAGAUGAGGACCGUCCUUUGCGGAAGAGGCGCCUAGCUGAGCGGGCUGCUGAUGGCAUAGAAGAUGAGGAUGAGGACAUGAUUGAGAGCAUUGAGAACCUGGAAGACAUGAAGGGGCACUCGGUGAGGGAGUGGGUGUCUAUGGCAGCUCCUCGUCUUGAGAUCUACCACCGCUUCAAGAACUUCUUGAAGACUCAUGUGGAUGACCAUGGCCACAAUGUCUUUAAGGAGCGGAUCAGUGACAUGUGCAAAGAGAACAGGGAAAGCCUGGUGGUGAAUUAUGAAGACCUGGCUGCCCGGGAACAUGUCCUUGCCUACUUUCUUCCUGAGGCCCCAGCUGAAAUGCUGAAAAUCUUUGAUGAAGCAGCCAAAGAAGUUGUGUUGGCUAUGUACCCCAAGUAUGACCGGAUUGCUCAGGAAAUCCAUGUCCGCAUCUCACAUCUGCCUCUGGUGGAGGAGCUGCGAUCUCUUAGGCAGUUACAUUUGAACCAGCUGAUCCGGACGAGUGGGGUGGUGACGAGCUGCACAGGAGUCCUCCCCCAGCUCAGCAUGGUCAAGUACAAUUGUAGCAAGUGCAGUUUCAUCCUGGGGCCUUUCUUCCAGUCCCAGAACCAGGAAGUAAAACCAGGCUCUUGCCCAGAGUGUCAAUCUACUGGACCCUUUGAGAUCAACAUGGAAGAGACAGUCUACCAGAACUACCAACGUAUAAAAAUCCAGGAGAGCCCUGGAAAAGUGGCGGCUGGCAGGCUCCCUCGCUCAAAGGAUGCCAUUUUUCUUGCUGACUUGGUUGACAGCUGCAAGCCAGGGGAUGAGAUUGAGCUAACUGGAAUAUACCAUAACAAUUAUGAUGGUUCUUUGAACACUGCCAAUGGGUUUCCAGUAUUUGCAACAGUGAUCAUGGCCAACCAUAUUGCCAAGAAAGACAACAAGGUGGCAGUUGGGGAGCUCACAGAUGAGGACAUGAAGAUCAUUGUGGGCCUUUCCAAAGAUGAGCAGAUUGGAGAGAAAAUUUUUGCUAGCAUUGCUCCUUCUAUCUAUGGACAUGAAGACAUCAAACGGGGUCUGGCCUUGGCUCUCUUUGGGGGAGAACCCAAAAACCCAGGAGGAAAACAUAAAGUCCGUGGUGACAUCAACGUCUUGCUUUGUGGAGAUCCUGGGACAGCCAAGUCUCAAUUCCUCAAAUAUGUGGAGAAAGUAUCCAGCAGAGCGAUCUUCACCACUGGCCAGGGGGCUUCUGCUGUUGGCCUGACGGCCUAUGUGCAGCGGCAUCCAGUGAGCAAGGAAUGGACCUUGGAGGCAGGAGCCCUGGUGCUGGCGGACAGAGGGGUGUGCUUGAUAGAUGAGUUCGAUAAGAUGAAUGAUCAGGACAGGACCAGCAUCCAUGAAGCCAUGGAGCAGCAGAGUAUCUCCAUCUCAAAGGCUGGCAUUGUCACAUCUCUGCAAGCUCGCUGCACUGUUAUUGCUGCUUCCAACCCCAUAGGUGGGCGCUAUGACCCCUCUUUGACGUUCUCAGAAAACGUUGAUCUGACUGAGCCCAUCAUCUCUCGGUUUGAUAUCCUGUGUGUGGUCAGAGACACGGUGGAUCCUGUUCAGGAUGAGAUGCUGGCUCGAUUUGUUGUUGGUAGCCAUAUCAAACAUCACCCCAACAACAAGGAUGUUGUAAAUGGAGAUUCUCAAGAGAUUAUCCUUCCUAAUACUUAUGGUGUAGAACCCAUACCACAGGAGAUUUUAAAGAAGUACAUUAUCUAUGCUAAGGAAAAAGUCCACCCAAAACUCAACCAGAUGGACCAGGACAAAGUGGCAAGGAUGUACAGUGAACUCAGGAAAGAAUCCAUGGCAACCGGGAGUAUCCCCAUCACAGUGCGUCAUAUUGAAUCCGUGAUCCGAAUGGCCGAGGCCCAUGCCCGCAUGCAUCUGCGGGAUUAUGUGGUGGAGGAUGAUGUCAACAUGGCCAUCAGGGUGAUGCUGGAAAGUUUCAUUGACACACAGAAGUUCAGUGUCAUGAGGAGCAUGCGGAAGACUUUUGCCCGGUACCUCGCUUUCAGGCGGGAUAACAAUGAGCUUCUACUGUUCGUUUUGAAACAGCUGGUAUCUGAGCAAGUGAUGUAUCAGAGGAAUCGCUAUGGGGCUCAGCAAGAUAACGUUGAGGUGCCAGAGAAAGACUUAGUUGAGAAGGCUCGCCAGAUCAACAUCCACAACCUUUCUGCCUUCUAUGACAGUGAGUUGUUCAAGAUGAACAGGUUCAGCCGUGAUGUGAAGCGAAAACUGAUUGUGCAGGCCUUCUGAGGACUAUGGAUUGCUGGAACUGCAAAGAAUAAGAAUUUGGAACUGUGCUGCACAUAGUGAUGUUGUGCCAGACAACUUCCUAUGCCAUUCCUUCAAGCAUAGCAGGAAAGAUGUGGAAGCUCUACUUGUGAAUAGAAUAGAAUGGACCUGAGUUAUUCAUUAUGCAGAACUGUGUUUCAUUGUGGCUGACCCUGUUUGGAUGAGACCUGAAAAUAGUGUUUUUGCUAGACCUGUGUCAGAAAUUUGGCCCGAUCUGGGCAGAACAAUGGGUGGGGGAAUAUCGGUUAGAGUCGUUUGUCAGAUCGAUGAAACCUCUGUAACUAGGAGUCGCUUUGGAUAGUCUAAAGAAGCACUGGGGAGAGGAAGCGUGAUUGGAUUGUGCUUCCUCUCCCCACACUUUGUUUAGAAUGUCCAAAGCAGAGCCCAGACAUUUUUCCCUCUGGAGAAACCAUGCUAAUUGUCUCCCAGAUAUGGAGGCAAUAAAGGCAUCUUCCUCAAAUGUGUGGGUUCAGCUUGAGACAUUGGGAAGAAGCAAAAGAGCAGCUUCCCUCUAAAGCUGCUACUAAGUCCAGUGUUGUUGGGUAAUGCAGCACUUAGUAAUUCAUGUGUUUGUGUAUGAAAGGUUUAAAUUGCUUCUUUUGGAGGCUGCUAGAAACUAGCUUUUGUUUUCCUCCUUUCUAUAGGCUGUUAUAUUUGCCUAGAAAAAAGAGGAGGGAUUUGUUUUAAAUGGCGGGGGGGAUGAAGGUUUGCAUUUCUAAACAUGAGUGCUUUGCAGCAGCUUUCUGUGAAUAAAGGCAAUAGCAUUGUA
Hemicordylus capensis (graceful crag lizard) is the source of this 3623-nucleotide messenger RNA. It is a transcript of the gene MCM2, whose product is annotated as minichromosome maintenance complex component 2. NCBI's taxonomy places the organism in Eukaryota, Metazoa, Chordata, Lepidosauria, Squamata, Cordylidae. The transcript is spliced from 16 exons. Gene Ontology annotation, biological process: DNA replication; double-strand break repair via break-induced replication; mitotic DNA replication initiation. Gene Ontology annotation, molecular function: single-stranded DNA binding; single-stranded DNA helicase activity; 3'-5' DNA helicase activity. The record is from RefSeq and is a predicted model, not a curated record. Gene Ontology annotation, cellular component: nucleus; MCM complex. Bases 146 to 2815 code for a protein of 889 amino acids.